This is a messenger RNA of Polychytrium aggregatum, 2859 nucleotides long. RefSeq names its product mismatch repair endonuclease PMS2. Lineage: Eukaryota; Fungi; Chytridiomycota; Chytridiomycetes; Polychytriales. The record is from RefSeq and is a predicted model, not a curated record. Bases 166 to 2688 code for a protein of 840 amino acids. Gene Ontology annotation, biological process: mismatch repair. Gene Ontology annotation, molecular function: ATP-dependent DNA damage sensor activity; ATP binding; mismatched DNA binding. The transcript has 14 exons. Gene Ontology annotation, cellular component: MutLalpha complex.
UUUGCAUCGUCCCUGGCAUCGUCCCUGGCAUCGCUGUUGGCAGCAGCUCGGAGAUCGGUCCGAGCAAAAUCCUACCAAGCCAUACAGGCGAUACCGUAUCCACCACCAAACCCCCACGCCAAGUCGAGCGGGACGCAGCUGGCACAGAGCACAGGCCCCGCAGCCAUGUCCAAGAUACAGGCCAUCCCAAAGUCAUCGGUCCAUCGCAUCUGCUCAGGCCAGGUUAUCUUGGAUCUCGCCACCGCAGUCAAGGAGCUCGUCGAGAACAGUAUCGAUGCCCAGGCCACCUCGGUCGUGGUGACCAUCAAGGACUACGGGUUGGACUCCAUUCAGGUUGCCGACAACGGCGUUGGCGUGUGCAAGGAAGACUAUCAGACGAUAACGCUCAAGCACUACACCUCCAAGAUUUCGUGCUUCGAAGAUUUGGAGACAGUGCAGUCGUUUGGAUUCCGUGGCGAGGCGCUGAGCUCGCUAUGCGCCAUUUCGAAUCUCUCGAUAUCGACCUGCCGGAAAGACGAGUCGCCCAAGGGCACGCUGCUAGAGUAUGAUAUGCAUGGCAAGAUCAAGUCGCAGUCGUUCGUGGCCCGUCAGACCGGCACAACAGUCACGAUCUCGAAUAUCUUUGCCGCCAUGCCCGUUCGAUAUGGCGAGUUCAAGCGCAACAUCAAACGCGAGUUUUCCAAGUGCUUGCAAGUCAUGCAAACCUAUGCUCUGAUAUCGACACAUGUGCGCAUCUCGUGCGUCCAUAUUCCGGUUAAAGGUCCUCGAUCCACACUGCUAAUGACGAAUGGAAACGAGGCCAUCAAAGACAAUAUUACAAAUGUGUUCGGGACCAAGGUGAUUCCUACGCUGAUGGAGUUUUCGUUCAAGCUGGACACAGGCGCUUCCGCCGGAGACCCAGAUGAGCCUCAGGUCUACGGAUACAUCUCCAAACCGAUUGCGCGAUGCGGUCGCAACACGAACGAUCGGCAGUACUUUUUCAUCAACAAGCGCCCGUGCGACCUGCCCAAGGUCUCAAAGACCAUCAACGAGGUGUAUCGGUCAUUCAAUAUGCAACAGUUCCCUAUGGUUGUAAUGAACAUAGCACUCCCCACAGACCAGUAUGAUGUCAACGUGACGCCCGACAAGCGAACCAUCUUCCUUCAUACCGAACAGGCUUUACUUGAUACUCUCAGGAAUGGACUGGAUGAGCUCUUUGAGCCGAUGCGCGGUCUCAUGAGCACGGCCACGUUCCAUCCAAGUCCUGCCGGUGAUAUCGACGGUGACGUCAGAACGACAUUGAGCCAGGAGUCGAUUUCGCUCAGCCUCGAUAUGGAUACGACCCAGGAGAGUGCACCCAACAUCCUGACCCAGUCGGGAAGCGUGCCAACUCAGCCGGACGAAGCGCUCGUGAUUGCCUCUUCGCUAGAUGUCCCAGAUCCACCGUCGCUUGCCAAAGGCACACCUGAUUCGGGCAGCUCGCCCUUUGCCAGCCCUGCACCAAAAGCAAGGCUGUUUACAGAGCGCCGUGGCUUUUCGCCAGAGUCUCCGGCCAAAGGUGUCCCCAACGCGGCCGGUGCAAGUUCGUCCUCACAUCGGCUCUUGGAUAUGAUCGAAAAGUCCUUUCCAACUCUGGAGACGUUCAUGAACACCAAGCGCCCCAGAUCUUUCACAAACCAGUCGACGCACUCGCUCUCCUUGGUGGAAAUCAAGAGCAAGGCAAGCAGGGCCUCCACACCAUCAAUCAAAGAUAUGUUCCAGACGAUCGAAGCAAGGCCAAAGAAAAGACCAACUCCCGUCCAAGUGGACACAAAGGCAGAGGAGGUUCCCGGGUCAAGGCCCGCGGAUAUUCCAAGCCGAUAUCACACCCUGAAUCUCUCCGGCUCGCUGAUCCUGUCCCCGCCCGACAUUGACCACAAGUGGAGACUCUGGUCACUUCGUCGGAACAAACACAGCAAACGGAGCCAGGCGAUUCCGACAGAUGGGAACGGUCGCACGGACCCUGGCGAAUUCAAUGUCGCAUCGAGCUUGGAUCAGAUACCCCGCCAUGUUUUCUGCGAUGAGAUUCUGAAGCUAAACCGCUUUGUACGCAAGGGUGACUUCAAGGACAUGAAGAUUGUCGGUCAGUUCAACUUGGGCUUCAUCAUAGUGUUGCUCCGAAGCGAUAUAUUCAUUGUCGAUCAGCACGCCAGCGAUGAAAAGUAUAACUACGAGCAGCUCCGCCAGUCAGCCAAGGUUCAGAGCCAGAGACUUGUUGUCCCCAAGCCUCUAUCGCUCACAGCACAAGAGGAGCUGCUUGUCGAGGAACACAUAGAAACCCUCAAGAUGAAUGGCUACGACAUUGAGAUCGAUCCCCAAGCACAGGCGUUCGAGCGCAUCAAGCUCGUUGCUGUUCCUGCCAAGAAAUCCAAGACGUUUGGAUCCGAUGAUUUUGAGGAGCUGCUCUUCAAGCUCAAAGAAGGCGACACGGACCUGAUGGGCUCCAAGAUGCUACGUCUGUUUGCAUCCAAAGCAUGCCGCAAGUCCGUCAUGAUCGGCACAUCGCUCACCCAUCGCCAGAUGAGGCAGAUUAUCAUCCACAUGGGCGAGAUGGUCCAGCCAUGGAACUGUCCGCAUGGACGCCCCACAAUCAGGCACCUCUACGACAUGAGCACUACAGCCUUGCAAAGCGACAAUGGAGCACCGGGGUCAUCCCAUUCACCGCCAUAAGCGUUGCAUCUCAUCGGCGAGUCCCUGUUGCCUCCACAUCCCCGCCACCGUCAUUUGUCGCCGAUACCGAUCCUGUCUUGGACAAUCGCAGACGAUCGGGCUGCACACCAUGACCAUGCUCCUGUGCUCGCUGGACCGAGGCCACUCUGAAUAUACUGAGAGUAUGUUGGA